AUGGAGAAAACACGGAUUGCUAAGGUUGACAAUGUGACCUUGGCUCGCCGCGGAGAGCAGGUCGAUGGCACCCUCCAUCUAACCCCUCACCACCUCAUAUUUUCGCACACCCCACCAAUCUCACCAGAAGACCAGAUAAAGGGCGUCAUAACAAGGCCCAGAGAGCUGUGGAUCACAUACCCUAUCAUCGCUUUCUGCACCCUGCGGCCAGCUCCCGCCGCUUCCCGUCAGCUCUCCUCUAUCCGCCUCCGAUGCCGAGACUUCACAUUCGUUUGUUUUUACUUUGUAAAUGAGCACAAAGCACGAGAUGUAUUCGAGAGCAUCAAACAGUGGACGUGCAAAUCGAGUCGUAUUGAUAAGCUUUACGCCUUUAGCUAUCAGCCUCCCCCGCCAGAAAAGGAGUUUAAUGGGUGGGAGCUGUAUGACCCGCGCAAGGAAUGGGCACGCCAGGGCUGCUUGGACGAAGGGAAAGCAUGGCGUCUUUCAGAGAUCAACAUGAACUACGAGUUCUCCCCUACGUAUCCCGCUCUCAUACCCGUACCUUGUUCCAUCUCCGACAAUACACUUAAUUACGCAGGACGCUAUCGAUCUCGAGCAAGAAUCCCUGCCCUCACAUACUUUCACCCUGUCAAUAAUUGCACCAUUACCAGAAGCUCACAGCCGCUCGUCGGUGUCCGCCAGAACCGAAGCAUUCAAGACGAAAAGCUUCUGUCCGCUAUUUUCUUGACUUCUCGCUCUGAGCGGCCAUUGGCGAGUUUCUCGGUCACGGAGAAAGAUACGGAUUCUAGCAGCCCGGAGAUGAACCAGGUGAUAGUCCCCGAAUUCACCAAUGCCGAGGAACUCGAGGACGACCUGUUAGCUGCUACAAGUGGCGAUUCUGAAGAUCAUCGCUCGAUAUAUGGCGCUCAGCAGUCUAAUCUGAUAGUGGACGCACGCCCUACGGUGAAUGCAUUUGCCAUGCAGGCUGUUGGACUUGGAUCAGAGAACAUGGACAACUACAAAUUCGCUACCAAGGCAUAUCUUGGUAUUGACAAUAUCCACGUCAUGCGAGACUCGCUGAACAAAGUGAUCGAUGCUUUGAAGGACUCAGAUGUUACUCCAUUAGGGCCAAAUCGUGACCAGCUAGCGCGCAGCGGCUGGUUGAAGCACAUUGGCGGGAUCUUGGACGGAGCCAGGCUGAUUACUCGGCAAGUUGGUCUCACUCAUUCUCAUGUUUUGAUCCACUGCUCUGAUGGCUGGGAUCGCACGAGUCAGCUCAGUGCGCUGAGCCAGAUUUGUUUGGAUCCUUACUUCCGGACGCUGGAGGGAUUCAUGGUGCUGGUAGAGAAAGACUGGCUUUCAUUUGGACACAUGUUCCGACACCGGUCUGGUCAUUUGAACAGCGAGAAAUGGUUCCAGAUUGAAAAUGAACGCAUCGGUGGAGAUCCAAAUCGUGCAUUUGGUGACGGCGGGGGUGCAGGCAAGGCCAUUGAAAAUGCAUUCCUUAGUGCCAAAGGAUUCUUUGGUCGGGACAACAAUAGCCGUGACUCUUUGCCGGACUUGGAUGGAGAGCUUCAAACCUAUGACUCUGACACUCCUGCGAAGAAGCCUACUAUACCGCGCUCGGGGGUUCCCGAGAAGGAGAUAACUAAGCCAAAAGAGACGAGCCCUGUGUUCCAUCAGUUCUUAGACGCAACAUAUCAGCUGCUUCAUCAAUAUCCGACACGGUUUGAGUUUAAUGAGCGUUUCCUGCGACGACUUCUUUAUCAUCUCUACUCCUGUCAAUAUGGCACAUUUUUGUUCAACAACGAGAAGGAACGCGUGGAUUGGAAAGCCAGUGAACGAACCCGUAGCGUUUGGGAUUAUUUCCUCGCUCGCAGGGAACAAUUCACGAACCAUCUGUAUGACCCUGUCAUUGAUGACAAUCAGCGCGGCAAGGAACGACUUAUAUUUCCCCGGGUCAAUGAAACACGGUGGUGGAAUGAGGUAUUCGGUCGAACAGAUGCGGAGAUGAACGGCCCCCGUUCCUCAUCGGCACCCAGUGAUAUCCCGGAAAAUACGGUGUUGACUGGUAUUGAGACUGCAAGGCCAGAUAGUGCUGUCAAAACGACUGAUGUCUCGGGGAUGGCAGCUGCUGUGACGUCGGGUGUAUCUAAGCUUGCAUUUCCAGCGGAGCGCACCGAUAAACCGACCGAGUUAGAAGUAGAGAUGCAAUGA
Messenger RNA from Penicillium roqueforti, 2196 nucleotides. RefSeq names its product phosphatidylinositol-3-phosphatase YMR1. Gene Ontology annotation, biological process: dephosphorylation. The transcript is spliced from 3 exons. Bases 1 to 2196 code for a protein of 731 amino acids. Gene Ontology annotation, molecular function: phosphatase activity. The record is from RefSeq and is a predicted model, not a curated record. Lineage: Eukaryota; Fungi; Ascomycota; Eurotiomycetes; Eurotiales; Aspergillaceae.